This is a messenger RNA of Parathielavia appendiculata, 863 nucleotides long. RefSeq lists its product as uncharacterized. The transcript has a single exon. NCBI's taxonomy places the organism in Eukaryota, Fungi, Ascomycota, Sordariomycetes, Sordariales, Chaetomiaceae. The record is from RefSeq and is a predicted model, not a curated record. The coding region runs from base 192 to 749 and encodes 185 amino acids.
AAGAGCUUCCGUUGCCUGCGGUGGGCCGCCUGCCAUCGCGUUCCUCUCCUAGCCGUCGACGGAAUUGUGGUACGUUCUGGUCCUGCCUGAAGUUUGACCCUUGAGAUCAGACACGGACGCAAGGGCGGACGUGCGAGACGCGAUUUUUUAUUGCACCCAGUGACAUAGUGCGCGACGUCUUAUCCUGCUGGAUGGGCGUUCAGUAUGGGGCGCACGAAACGGCAUGGCGUAGUGGCCGAGCGCCCAAUGGAUGGGUGACUUCUCCCAGGUUUUUCUGUCUGCAUGCUGCCAUGCUGCCAUGCCACCAUCGCCCAAUUCCAGCAUCGUUAUCUGCAACGGCACUGGCGCGCCCUCAUACCCUGAUUAACCGUGAGAACAGGGAGACGCCCGGGUCAGAACCGCACUCAGGUCCCCUCAAGUUAUUUUACGGAGACCCCACCUCAAGUCCAACGCCCUCGACAACAAGCGUGAAACCCAGGUUCGUCAGUCUGUGCUCUUCUGCAAGAUUACCGGUACCAAGCUCGUUGGUCACCAUCCACCACACCAUCUCGCCCACACCCCAAAGCACAUCGAAGUCGACCGGGGGGUCUACCCAUCCACACUUGCCAGGGUGCCCUGACCUCGGGAACGUCUACCCUUGCUCCAUCUGGGUCACAUCCCAAUUGCACCGCUGCCUUAAACUCGCACAAAAACCAUUGACGUGCCACGGAUACCGAAUCUCUCCUUUCCAACAAGUCUCUUAUCUGUAGCUGCCUUCGCCUGUCCGGCCACACCUCGUCUUCGAGCAGAGCCUCUCGAGUGCCGACGUUACUCAGUAGAGACGUGAAGCCACGCCCCAGUCAUUUACCCACCCGUCCGGUUGC